Molecule: messenger RNA, 4422 nt
Organism: Oldenlandia corymbosa var. corymbosa
Lineage: Eukaryota; Viridiplantae; Streptophyta; Magnoliopsida; Gentianales; Rubiaceae
Source: the annotation of a GenBank genome assembly
AUGGACCACGAUACGGGUGAUCCCCCUACAAACAACCGAACCAGCAACGAGCAAUUGGAGACAGCUCAACCAAACGAAGCCACCCGAGUUAAUGGUGGUGAACAAAUCAAAUCCAAUGUACCUUCCUUCAAGGAAACACUCCUGCAGGGUGAGCAACCCACAAAACACCGAGGAUUCCACCUGGAAAAAGUUACUACUGGCCCAGGAGACGUGUCCUACUCUGUUGAAGACGGCAUGCCGACAAUUCAAUUUGUGGAUCGCGUCAUACGAAAGAUGGAACGAGCCAUGUCGUACUCGAUUGUAGUGCGACCCCUAGGGAGAAAUUUCACGUUUGCUGCUAUUGAAAAAAGAUGUAUGGCUCUGUGGAAACCGAGAGGGAAUAUUCAUCUCGUCGACUCAUUUGACGGCUAUCAUGUUAUUCGAAUGUCCCAUGAGGAAGACUACUACAAUGCCCUACUAAAUGGUCCGUGGAAAAUUGUGGACCACUAUAUCACGAUCCUCCUUGGAAGAUUGAUUUUGACCCGAGCGAGAGAAUCUAAAGGCGGUGGCAGCACUGAAUACUCUGUUGGUGAAAGAGGGAGGUACGCCCGAAUAGCGGUGGAACUGGACCUUACGAAGCCAUUGGUGGGGAAAGUUAAGCUGGACGGAAAGACAUACACUGUAGAAUAUGAAGAUUUGCGGAGAAUCUGCUUUACCUGUGGGAAGUACGGCCACACAGCUGAGGAAUGCACAGUAUAUCCGGUCAACUCCCCGGACUCUAACACGGUGGCAAACAACAACGACCCAACGACAGAGCCUAAGCCCAAUAACGGUCAUAGAGAUGUGACUGGGACAACAACAACGGUAACAUCCGACCCAGAAAAAGUGGCGCACAUCCCAAGGCAACACAACGUAACCCCCAACAUCGGCGAGUGGAGUUACGCGCAAAAGAGGGGUCGACGGCCGAUCUUCGGCGGAAAUCUUGGAGGCCACCCCAACGAAGUUUCCAGUCAGAAAGGACAAAAGGCGAAACAAAUUCAGUCGAACCCGUUUGCCCUGCUGGCUAAUCUGACACAGGAACCAUCGGCGUCUCAACCACGACCAAAUGGAAAAUCGAUGCCAGUAAGUGCUCUUCCGAUCAUUAACAACCAAUUUGACCCAUCUAUUGGUUUUUCUUCAGGUAAAGCUCCAGUGAAGAAGAAGGCCCAACCCGGAAACAGGGCAAAGGCACAGGACCCAGUGAAUGUUCCCUCCAAGAGAAAAGCGGAGAUAGUGGGCCGAGAUAAGCCAUGGGCGAAAAAGUCAGCACAAAACGACCCAAUAACACAGUUAACUAGCCCAAUGAGCCACAACGUUCCCCAAACCCAACAAGGCCAGGACCAUCAACAUGCCUAUUGCUCUCCAUCCCCUUCCCACCAACAUACCCACGCAGAACCUCCUUCCCCUGCAAUGACAAGCCAACCCACCGUCGUCACCACUGAGCAGGACCAGAUUUCUGCACCCACCGUCGAGAUAGCCAAACACACAAUAGUUAACAUCCCUCAUCCCAAUCCCAGCCGAAAACCAGAUAGCUCCACAUCUAUCAUACCCAACAACCUAGAAACCACUACAAUGGAACCAAAAUCGGGAAAACCGCCGGACCCAAAAUAUGCAUUUCACCUAAAAUCGAAGCUACAAUUCAGUGGGUCUUCAAGCGGGAAACCACCUGACCCAUCCGGGGAUCUGAUAGGGGGCGAAAAGCAAUACAGUAAUGCAAUGCUGGACCACCGUUUAGUGGCGGAAGACGCGCACUGGUCCGACGCAGACGAGGAAACUCUGCCGGACGCCGGCAGGAUGGAUAUGGUUGCUAUAUUUGAACCUAGAACUAGCGGCUCUGAUGCCGAUGCUAUUGUUAAAAAAAUAGGAAUGGCGAAUUCGCACAGGAUUGAAGCCGUUGGAUACUCGGGGAAUUUGGUUACUCAGGUGGACAACGUGUCGGUAGAAAUACUACACAACGACUGGCAAUUUCUCCAUGUUAAAGUGUUGUUUCAAGAUAACUUGUGGUGUCACUUGACCGUAGUGUAUGGCAGUCCUCAACCACUGACCAGACGUACACUAUGGGAGAAUCUUAAUGUGUUUGCAGGUACAAACUCUAUCCCAUGGAUUAUUAUGGGAGAUUUCAAUGCAUACACAUCUGAACAAGACAAAACAGGAGGAAGAAAAUCUUAUGGUUGUCGAAGGUUUAGGGAAUGGAUUGACAGGAAUGCAUUGAAUGAUCCAGGUUUCUCGGGCUCGAGGUUUACAUGGCAAAGAGGACUAGUUCACGAAAGAAUUGAUCGGGUUUUCACGAAUGACAAGUGGGAGGACUUUUUCAUGGACACAUUGGUGAAGCAUCUCCCUAGAACAGCCUCCGAUCACUCUCCAUUGCUGGUGAAAUUCAAAGCUAGAGGUGACAGGUGGCAAGGAAAGAAAUUUUUUAAGUAUUGGUCUGCCUGGGAGGCGCACGAUUUGUGGAAUGACUGGUUGGCUGAACAUUGGGACAGGCUAUCAUGUUUUCCGGUGGCUAUACAGAAGUUAACAGUCCAGCUUCAAGAGUGGAAAACUCAUGUGUUUGGUGAUCUAAACAAACAAAAGAAUAGGGUAUUAGCGCGGCUUCAAGGGUUGCAGAAGGCGUUGGCUCUCUACCAAUCCAACUCACUGCGAAGACUAGAACAGCAACUUCGUGAGGAAUACGAGACAAUUGUAACUCAGGAAGAACUGUUACGGGUCCAAAACGCUAGAGCCAUCUGGUGGACACAGGGAGACCAAAACACUCGGUACUUCCACUCUAUGCAUAAACAGAAGAAAAUAAAAAACAAGGUGAAGGCCAUCCGUCUGGGAAAUGGCAAUUGGUGCUCAGACCCGAUGGAAUUAUGUCGCCAAGCAACCUACUACUUCAGGGAAGUCUACACAGGCCCGGACUCAGCUCAAAAUACAUAUAGUAUUCGUGUCGCGGAUCACAGCAGUUUGUGGAGUAAAAUCCUGAGAACAAAAUAUAACGUGGCUCAGUGUGAGGUAUUAGAUGACAUAUCGAGAACUAAUGCAUCUCAUUUGUGGAGAAGCAUUGCUACAGUUUGGGGUGAACUAUCUAGGGCAGUGAAAUGGGUGGUUGGGAAUGGAGAAGUGGUCAAAUUUUGGCAGGACAAUUGGGUCGAUUAUAAUGUAGGGCCUUUAUAUCACUUGGCUAUAUCCCCAAUCCCUCCAUCUCUGUGGAACAAACGAGUGGCUGAAUUGUUAACCCCGUCGGGUUCAUGGAAUUGGAGUCUUAUAUCUCCUUUCUUGACGCCGGAAAUUACAGACAGAUUAAGGGCAAUCCCUCCACCGCAAAGAAACUCGACCAAAGACCAUGUCGUCUGGGGGCUGACUGAAUCCGGGAGGUUCUCAACAACAACAGCUUACACGCUUCUUAUGCAAGGGAGAUGGGAAGAAGCAGAUAGAGGCUGGACCUUAAUCUGGAAGUGGUGUGGUCCGGAGAGAGUCCGUAUUUUCUUGUGGCUAUUAUACAGGAAGGCUCUAAGGGUGAAUUCGGAGAGGAUGAGAAGACAUUUGACAAACGACGCAGCCUGUCAUAUAUGUGGAGAAGAGGAAUCCCUGUUCCACCUCUUCAGAGACUGCUACCGCAGCAAGGAGAUUUGGCGUGGCUGCAACAACAACUUGGGCGCCGAUUUUUGGUUAGGUUCGGAUUGGAAUGAAUGGAUUAUCUGUAACUUGAAGUCGUCUGUUUUGCAGGAAGGUGCUGCUUGGCCAACAUGGUUCGCAAUCACGUGCUGGAGACUGUGGACUUCCAGGAACAAGGAAGUAUUUGGGGACGAGAUUGUGGAGGAAGGCUCCUUAAAAUGUCUCAUAAAAGCGACCGUGAAGGAAAUCACUAGAUCGAACCGGAUCUUUGCCCAGAGUCAAGGCCGAAGUCAUCUCCUUUUGCAAGUACAACACUGGCGCCCUCCACCCCAUAACUCAGUUAAAAUAAAUACUGAUGGGGCCAGGUCCGAAACCGUGAAAAAAUCAGCAGCGGGGGGAGUUCUUAGAACAUGUCAUGGUGAGUGGAUAAUGGGAUUUGCAGCAAAUCUGGGAUUCUGCAGUACGCUAGAAGCUGAAUUUUGGGGGGCAUAUUUCGGCCUCCAAAUUGCUUGGGAACUCGGCUUUCGUAAUGUCAUUUUGGAGUUGGACAGCGUAGCAGCGGUCCAAUUCUUAUCGGAUACAGAUAUUGUCACUGUAAAUAGUAAUAUCUUUUGUAGAAUCAGAGGUUUGCUAAACCUCAGAUGGCAGGUAACUAUAGUUCAUGCCAGUAGAAGUCAAAAUCGUGUGGCGGACGAGUUGGCAAAACUUGGCUUUUUGUGUCCUUAUGGAAGGCAAGUUUUGCCAACACCUCCAUCCCAAAUCUUAGAGCUUUUGGAAAGUGAAGCUGUCGAGACAUCCCAGUAUUAG